GUCAGCGUCAGCUCCUUCACUUCGGACAGUCCGCAUCGCGCAUCAUGAUCCAAACGGAGUCCCGGACCCGGAGCGCAGAGUCCUCUAGACCUCUAGUCCUCGAGACCUCGAGACCUCUAGUCCUCUAAAGUUCACAGCCGGGACUCGGGACCCGAUCCAGAGUCCUCAUCCUUCUGGUUCUCCGGACCUCCUCAUCGGGAUCACCGACACCUGGUCGGCGCCGAUUUGUUGGGGGUCCUGCUUCCUCUUCUUCUUUUUUCUUCUUCUUUUCUUCAUUUUUCUUCUUUCUUCUCCUCGCGAUGUUUCCAUCCUCGCGCGCGCGGCACCGCGCGGUCUGCGGCCCGGCGGCGCGGCUUUGUCAUUGUAAUGCCGGCUGAGUGCCGCUUUGCAUUUCGGGCCAACAGACACACCGAGGAGGGUUCUCCUCCGCCUCCUUCUUCUCCUCCUUCUCUGGAAUAAAGACGGGACCGGUCCGCCGAGGAUCUGCUGCGCGAGCUCUCCUUUGGAUUUUUAUUUUAUUUUUUACAUUUGUAUUUUUAUUUAUUGCUCUGCUGGUUGCUCGUCCUGGAGGAUGUUGCUCCUGCGCGUGAGCCCUCCUCCUCCUCCUCGUCCCUCCUCCUGGUCCACCUGUAGGCUGCUCCUCCUCUGCGUGCUGCUGCUGCUGCUCCAGACGCCGCGCUGCUCCCCGCUGAUCACAGGUACGGAGGCCAGCUGUGAGAACGAGGGAGAAGUCCUCCACAUCCCCAACAUCACCGACAACCCCUGCAUCACCUGCGAGUGUCUGGAGGGAAAGGCGGACUGUAAGCAGGAGAAGUGUCUGCUGGUCUCUGAGGACUGUGCUCUGGUGGUGAAGCAGACCGGAGCCUGCUGCGAGCACUGCAAAGGCUGCAUGUUGGAUGGGCGAUCUUACAACAGCUCAAUGUCCUGGACCAGCUCCACCAAACCCUGCAUAAGCAGACGCUGUCAGGAAGGCGUGGUCACCGAGGCCGACGUCCAGUGUGUCGUCCACUGCAAGAACCCCAAGAUCCACCCCAAGAAGUGCUGCCCCACAUGCCCCAGUUGCAUCUUCGAGGGUCGGCUGCACAAAGAGAAGGAGGAGUUCAGUCCAGAGGGGAACACCUGCAUCAAGUGCACCUGCACCGGAGGACGGACUCUCUGCAUGAGGGAGGCGUGUCCUGUGCUCUCAUGCCCCGCCCACCUGAGCCACACCCCACCUGGACAGUGUUGCUCCCGAUGUCUCGGUCAGAGGAAGGUGUUCGACCUGUCGUUGGGCAGUUGUCUGUUCCACAGUGAAGUUUACGAGAACGGGACGAACUUCAUCCACGACAACUGCACCACCUGCAGCUGCAAGGAUUCCACGGUGGUGUGUCAGAGGCGGUGCUCUCGUCCUGGUGGUUGCCACGACGACCAGUGCUGCGAGGAGUGCCUCUCCUACGUGAAGGUGGAGGAGGUGAAGUACUGCAGAGUCCGGAACAAGAUCUACAGGGAAGGAGACAUGUGGUCGUCGGUGAACUGCACUCUGUGCGGUUGCGUCAGAGGGAACGUCGAGUGUCGGCCCAAACUCUGUGUGCCAAUCAGCAGCUGCCCCUCGAAUAAGAUCCUGAACCGGACCGGCUGCUGUCCGGUCUGCACUGAAAAGCCGGGCGUGUGCACGGUGUUCGGCGACCCUCACUACAACACCUUCGACGGCAGGACCUUUAACUUCCAGGGCACCUGUCAGUACGUGCUGACCCGCGACUGCGGCUCCGCCUCCGGAGGACCGGGGAACCACGUGAGCGGCCCGGACUCCAGCUUCAUGGUGUUGGUGAAGAACGACGCCCGGCGCACGCGCUCCUUCUCCUGGACGCAGUCCGUGGAGGUGAGGCUGGGCGCCGUGACCCUCGGCCUCCACCAGCACCUCACGGUGCGGAGGAACGGCAGCCGCAUCGCGCUGCCCUACCACGGCCCCGGGGUGCACAUCGACCUGGACGGGUACCUCCUCAAACUCACCACCAUCGCAGGUCUGGAGAUCACGUGGGACGGCGACAGCUUCGUGGAGGUCGUGGCCGCGCCCCACCUGCGCGGACGCCUCUGCGGACUGUGCGGCAACUACAACGGCCACAAGCGCGACGACACGGUGGGCGGCGACGGCCGCUUCAAGUUCGACGUGGACGAGUUCGCCGAGUCGUGGCGCGUCGAGGGCAACGAGGUCUGCGCCCAGCAGCCGGCGCCGCGCCGCCCCGCCUCCUUCCUGUGCCCCGGCAGCGUCAAGGUCAAGUUCCGCGCCCACCGCGAGUGCCAGAAGAUCAAGUCGUGGGAGUUCCAGAAGUGCCACCGCGCGGUCGACUUCGCCCCCUUCUACAGGUCGUGUGUGACGGACAUGUGCGAGUGUCCGGUCCAUAAGAACUGCUACUGCGAGUCCUUCAUCGCCUACAGCCGGGCCUGCGAGCGCGACGGCGCGCCCGUCCUCUGGCGGGCCGACGGCGCCUGCAUGGCGACGCAGUGUAAACACGGCGCCGUGUACGACACCUGCGGACCGGGCUGCACCAAGACCUGCGACAACUGGAACGAGAUCGGGCCGUGCCACAAGGCGUGCGUGGCCGGCUGCCACUGCCCCGCCAACCUGGUGCUGCUCCAGGGGCGCUGCAUCAAGCCCACGGCCUGCCGCGGCCGGUGACCCUCGUGGGGGGGGGGGCAUCACAACCAGAGGGACGGCAGCCGGUCCAGAUCUAUACGCCACUCAGAGACGCUUGAGAUGCCGACCCUCGCGCGAUACCGGUCGCCGCCACCAGAGGCGCUAACUCCAGUCUCGCAGAGGAACUCAGGCCCCCCCCCCCCGCUGCUCUGGACCCUCAUGGCGCCCCCACCUCCUCUCAGACCUCCACCGUUUCAGACUGUAAGCUAGCCAGAUUUAUAUGAAAGACACAGCUUUUAUAUUAUUAUUGUUCUAAUUAUUAUUAUUAUUAUUAUUAUUAAUAUUAAUAUUAUUAUAUUUUCUCGAUGUUUAUUUAUAUCUCGUGUCGUAGCAGGAGCCAGAGUCAUGAACAGGAUUUGCGUUAUAAGUGAUUUUUUUAAAGGGAAACAAAAAAGCUAUUUAUGUAUGUGUUGUUGUUUACUUGUUGUUUACUUGUUGUGUUACCGUUUGAAGAGAAAAUGCCCGAAGGUGCUUGAGCCGCCGCCCCGUGGAGGGAAGCGGUACUGCAGCACGGGGACGUUAUUUAAGACCAGCAAUAUAAUCUGUUUCCGAAGUUCA
Pseudoliparis swirei is the source of this 3232-nucleotide messenger RNA. It is a transcript of the gene bmper, whose product is annotated as BMP binding endothelial regulator. The record is from RefSeq and is a predicted model, not a curated record. Lineage: Eukaryota; Metazoa; Chordata; Actinopteri; Perciformes; Liparidae. Gene Ontology annotation, molecular function: protein binding. The coding region runs from base 572 to 2656 and encodes 694 amino acids. The transcript is spliced from 16 exons.